CCUAACUUUACAAUAAACAAUCGAAAACUCACCACCGAUCUCCGCCAUCUGUCUCCGCCGUUCACGGCGUUUCGCCACUUUACACCGCCGAGUAUGAGAAGCUGAAUAAAAUGGGAGGAAAUAACAGAAAACGAUCUAAUAAACCUAAAACCCGGAAGCCUAGGAACCCGUCUUAUUCGGGUCGGGGCUUGUUUGUUGAAGGCGGAGUCUUAUCUGAUUGGGGCGAUUUCAAUUCUCCUCCUUCAAGAGGGAGAAAUUUGAAAGGUGAAUAUGGAAAUGGAAAUGGUAAUUCAAGGAAUCGUAACGCAGCUGUUAGCAGCUCGAAGAAUGCUUCGAGUUCGAAAACUGAAUUGAAGAAGAGUCGAGGAAGUGAGAUCCGUUAUGUAUACCCAUCUGCAGAUUCAGUGAUACGUUCAGAUGCAGUAUGUAGUGGAGGAGUAAAAGAUGUCAAGUUGGAUUCGGAACAUCCUAUUCUUUUGGUUGAUACAAAGGAAACUCAAAUUGUUGCUUUCGUAGAUGAAGGCCCAAAUAAGGAACCUCAAAAUCAGGGAUGUAUUUAUGAUAGCACAACCCCUUUAUCUCUAGAUGUUGGACAAAAUAAAGAUUCUAAUGAAGUUGACUAUGCUGGUGACUAUAGUGCUGGUUUCUCACUGGAUGAGAGUUCACACAGAGGAUUGGGAUUCUAUGAAGAAGCAGAAAUAACACAUGGUGGAGUUGGAUUGUCAUCCAAGGAUGAGAAGGAAAAUCCUUCUUUUGAGCAUUCAUUCUCUGAUGAGGAUAUGGAUGCUGAUGGUGGCUUCCUUGGUGGUGCCAGCAUCGAGAUGGACAAUCAUCUGCCAGCUGAGAUGUCAUCUUCUUUGGAAAAUGAGGGAUUUUUGUCUAUUGGGGGAUUUAGACUACAUACUCGAGACUUAUCAGACGAGGGAAGUGAUGGUGAUGAUGAAGACAUUUCAUCUGAUGAUGGAGGUUCUUGCUCGUCAGAAUCAGAAGAAUCUGAUGGAUCAUCUGAAAGUGAUGGGUCAUCUGAUAGUGAUUCAGAUGUUGAUGAAGAGGUUGCUGCAGAUUAUUAUGAAGGAACUGGUGGGCUGUGCAAAGUAAUUGAUGUUAGACAGUUGGUUGGACAAGUUCCUAGUAGCUGCUCUGAUGAUAGCUUAGACGAAACCGUAGAGAAGUUGGGUGGGAUUCAUCUUCAGGAAGCCUCUAGGGUGUAUGGAAUGAAGAAGCCUAAUAAAGAGAGAAAGUUCCGAGGAGGUCAGAAAUCUACUCCUGCCAAGCAAGCCCAGGGAUCUGAUUUGGAUGGCCUUAUUUUUGUAAAGGACCCGAGAACAGUUUCAGGGAAAAAGAAACAUGCUGCUAAAUUUCCUCAGUCAUGGCCGUUUGAGUCUCAAAAGAGUAAAAAUUUCGGGAGGUUUCCAGGUGCUAAGAAGAAACAUCGCAAGGAGAUGAUGGCUGUGAAGCGUCGAGAGAGAAUGCUACAUCGAGGUGUUGAUCUUCAGAAGAUAAAUUUAAAAUUACACCAGAUGGUUUUGGAUGGAGCUGAUAUGUUAUCUUUCCAACCUAUGCAUUCGCGUGAUUGUUCUCAGGUUCAGAGAUUAGCUGCAAUAUACCGCCUGCGAAGCGGUUGUCAAGGUUCUGGCAAGAAGAGGUUUGUGACAGUUACCAAGACACAGCAUACGGCUAUGCCAUCCCCCAGUGAUAAAAUUCGUUUGGAGAAGUUGAUAGGAGCCGGUGACGAGGAUUCUGAUUUCACAGUCACGGGUAUACAAAGUCAUAGAAAGGAUGUAAAUGCAGCCAAAAACUCUUCAAAGGGUAGUGGUGGACAAUCUGGCCCAAGCAAUUUGUUUAGAACUCCGAUAAAUCCACGUGGGCAAAAAGACAGCAGCAAGAAAAGAAGGGAUCAGAAAACAGUCUCCUACGCUCUUCCUGUGUCCUUUGUUUCAAGUGGUAUCAUGCGUUCGGAGACAGAAGUUGAGGAGAAAUCAAUCGAAACAACCCAGACAACCACCAUUGUCCAUGAAACAAAGGUUGUGACCAACUCAGUCGAAUACGGUGCAUUCGAGAUGCACACCACAGGUAUUGGCUCAAAACUCAUGGCAAAAAUGGGUUAUCAAGAAGGUAGAGGCUUAGGGAAAGAUGGACAGGGUAUUUCUGAGCCCAUCGAAGCUCGCCAACGACCAAAAGCUCUUGGAUUGGGAGCUGAAAUCCCAGAAACAAGUAUUAGAUCAUCAGGAAAGAAGGAUUCUCUACCCAAAUCAUCUGGUCGUGGUGCUGAAGUUGUCGGUGGAAGCGGGAAAUCCAUCAGGAAGGAGUCAUCUGUUGGAUUUGCAGGAUUUGAGAGACACACAAAGGGGUUUGGAUCAAAGAUUAUGGCAAAGAUGGGUUUUGUUGAAGGUAUGGGACUUGGUAGAAGUUCACAAGGCAUAACCAAUCCUUUAGUUGCCGUUAGACGUCCUAAAUCGCAAGGAUUAGGUGCCAAAAGUUUAGAAAAAAAUCACAUAAUUUCCCAUCUUAGUUGAACUUUGUAAUUUGCCCUGAAGCCUAUUUAAGUAGCAGACUACAACAACAUUACCUUGUGUAACUAGGGUCCGAAGAGGGUGAUGUGUAUGCAACAUUACCUCUACCUUCUGUAGGCUAUCUUCGAAUGCAGAAGAGGGCAGCGUGUAUGCAACCUCACCACCCCUCCCGUCUAAAUUUCGAGAGGGUGGUGUGUACGCAACCUUAUCCUUGCUUUCUUAAGACAUUUCAAUGGCUGACUAAUUAUCUAAGAUUGUAAACCAUAUUACAUUGAAGUGUGGAUAUCUUUUUUAUGGUUUAUUUACAAGUGUUCUACUUAUACUA
Messenger RNA from Solanum pennellii, 2838 nucleotides. RefSeq lists its product as uncharacterized. Lineage: Eukaryota; Viridiplantae; Streptophyta; Magnoliopsida; Solanales; Solanaceae. Bases 111 to 2516 code for a protein of 801 amino acids. The transcript has 8 exons. The record is from RefSeq and is a predicted model, not a curated record. Gene Ontology annotation, molecular function: nucleic acid binding.